AGAGAGAGCAAAAAGCAAAGUUAAAUGCAUCACAUACUAGUUGACGAAACAGGAACGAAUCUUCGUUGCUCUCUCUCUCUGCUCAAAGCUUCGACCUGACAAAAUUCCGCGCCCACCUCUAGGGUUUCUGUCUCCACUCGCCACCCACUGUUCAUCACUCACUUUAACUUCAUGUGAUCAAUGCGUGGAGGUGUUACCGAGUUCAAACAAAGUAGCUGACAUAAAUGUUUCAAAUGGCGUUUGAUCUUUCCACAAAAGCAGUAUUGGAUAUUUAACUCAUUAGUCAAUUUGAUAUUGGAUAGUCUUGGAAGGGAGAAGCCUUUAUAUAUUCCGAGAUAGCAGAAUAAACCACUGGCUAGUUCAAUGACGGGAAAUGAUGUGUCACGUUAUCUUAUUAAGUUUUACCAGACUCAUUAGUGCCCUAUACACAUCAAUAAAGAAUAGUAUGGGAGGAAAUCAAUGCAAUACACAUUGUAGCUUUGAUCUGAAUUCAAGUGGCCAAUUGUUGAAUGUGUUGAAGACUGUAUAAGAUGCUUCGAAUCCUAGAUGUUAUAAAAAUGCUGUACAAGUGCCAUCACAUCACAAAUAUAGAUCUUUCAUUGGUUGAAGAAUAAUCAUAGGCGUUGGAUGAGCUAGACUUGUGUAUUUGUCUGACCGGUGAUUGAAAGCGUCUUUGCUCAAAUAAACUGACAUCAAUUUGCUAACUUGGCAUAUGUUCUCCUUAAUAUGACUACACCAACUAGUUACAUAUGACUAGGAGGAGUCUCUAUCUGAUUUUAGACUUGCGAGCUAGUUGCAUUGCUAAAGGUUUAUGUAUUUAUUAGGUUUAUGCAUUCAUUAAGAAAUGCUUAGGUUGAGUCGGAUGUAUCGUAUAAGGAAAAUAUGAUCGAGAGCAAACAAUAUCAGAGAUGCUUGGUAUUAUGACCGAAUCUUGUUAUCCCAAUUCAACCUGGCAAAACCAUCUUGUCAUGAGCCAAUUAUAUGACCUUAUAGGACACCCUUUCAGCCUUAGUUUUUGUUUAUCAAGCAUUUGCCAUUACUGUGCUAUUGAGAUCCUCUUUACAUGUUAAUCUGGUAUUGCCAGUGAAUUCUACAUACUCGACUUCUCCCAUUGGCAGUAAUGAGGCUCUUUUUGGAAGUUUUUUUCAUUGCUUUAUACCUCAUUUGAGAUUUCAUUGGCUCGAGGACGUUGAGAAAAAAAUGAUAACUUGGUGCUACAGAGACCGUUCCAUGUGUUCUAGGGAUCAGAGAUGAAGAAAGAUGUGGGAAAAUGGGACGGAAAUAUAAAGUUUCACUCUAAGCUGUUUUAUUGGAGGUCAUGCAUAGCUAUGAUUUUUUAUGCUCUUUUGCUACCUUGGCUAAAGUACAGGCUCUUUUUUCCGUGGAAUAAGGAUUUCUUCUGCUGCAAUGGAGAAGGCAGGGCAACCUUCUCCAUCUUGGUAUAUUUAAUUCUAACGAAAUUGGCAGUUUUGUUAUAAUAAAUAUAUUUGUAUUUGAUAGAAAAAUCAAGAGAGAUUGAAUCACCGUCGGUGAGAAAAUUUAUUAAAAAGAAAGUAAAGAAAGAUCAAAGCUCCCAGCCAAAGAGCAAACAUCUGGUCCCAAGCUCAGCUGAAACAGUGAAAGAAAUUCCAUAUCCCUCCUCUUCAUGACUAACCACCCUGUUUAGAAAAUCCCCACCAAUCUGUUUUCUUACUUGCAACAGAGCACACUGCAUUAUUCAAAGACAAGCUCUUUUGUUGACAUGAGUGGAAGUGAUAGAAAGCGCUCUUCAAAGUGGGAUUUGAGUGAUGAACCCAAAUUCACAUCCGGUAGCAAGCAAAUACGGUCUGGGCGGUCCUCUGCAGAUGUUGCUGGUAGCAAUAGUUCAAAAUGGGCUUAUUCAGAAGGAAAUGAUAAAUUAAGACCUGCUAUGGGAUAUUCAUCAAAGGAAUAUUUUUCUGGAGAUAGAUGUUCAAAUGAGGAAGAUGCUAUGAUUAAAGACCAUAGAGUGUUGGACACAAGAAGAGAAUGGGACACUGAUGGAAGUUACGAGGAACGGAAACAAAAGAGACACAGUCAAUCUCCUAAAAAUGCUUGGAGCAGAAGCAGUCGGAGCCGUAGCCGUAGUCGGAGCCGGAGCCCUCCUCGUGGUUUUAGGCGGGAUUCAGGAGUUGAUGAUAGAAAAAGGAUUAGGGUUGGAGGAUCAACACGACCAUGCAGAGAUUUUGCUGUUGGUAAAUGCAGAAGAGGCAGUCUUUGCAAUUUUCUGCAUCAUGAUAACCAAAAUCAUGAGGAUAGUUGGGAAGGCAAACACAGGGAAGAUGGAGCUCCCAGAUACUCCGCUACCUAUGAGAGCGGCGACCAUUCUCUUAAGAGUGGUAGAUCUAACAAAGCUUGCAUAAAUUUUGCAAAAGGCAGCUGUAGAAUGGGAGCAUCUUGCAAGUAUGUGCAUGAUAACGAUUCUGAUGGAUAUGGUAAAGUUUAUAUGGAUGAAUUCACUAGAGAAAGGGAAGAUGGAGGAGCUCCUAGAUAUUUUGCUGCCCAUGAGAGAGAAGACCGUUCUUUUAAGAGUGGUAGAUCUAAUGAAGCUUGUAUAAAUUUUGCAAAAGGAAGGUGUAGAAUGGGAACAUCUUGCAACUUUGUGCAUGAUAAUGACUCUGAUGGAUACGGCAAAGUAUUUAAGGAUGAAUUCACUAGAGAAAGGGAAAUUGACAGAAGGCACAGAGAUAAUUCUUUUGAGCAGAGUGGCGGGCAUGUGCCUAGCCGCACUAGUGAUACUCCUUGCAGGUUUUUCGCUAGUGGAAAUUGUCGAAAUGGUAAACAUUGUAGGUUUUCUCACGAUAGGCCAUCAUUUAAGAGCCCUAAUAGAAGAUUAAGGGAUGAUAGAUGGGCAAGAAAUCCAGGUGGAGAUUAUCAAAUGGAUAGACGAAAGUUGAGUGAUUCCAUUAGUCCAAAUAGAAGGCUAAGAGAUGAUAGGUGGGGUUCAGAUGGCGACAUGGCUGAUCCAGAUAGAGUCAGGGACAGUCCAAAGCGGAAUGAUACAAUUUCUGUCUCUGAUACAGCAAAUCUGAUGGAGAAUAAAAGUGGAAAUGUAGGUGCCACAGAGCCAGGAUUUACUGCUUUGCCUAUGACUGAUGAAUGGCAUGGUUUAGAUAAGAGUAGGCUGCAUUGUAAACCACCAAUUUCAAAUGAUAAGAAGGAAGCCAGUCGUUGGAUAGCAGGAAAUACUGGUGCCAACAUGCACGGCUCCCAGUCAUUAGGCACAACAGACAUUUGGCCGGGUGAUGCAGAAAUGUCUCCUGAUUGGAAGUAUAGGACAGGAUCUUCUAGCCAUAUGGAAGAUGCACAGAAUAAGCAUGGUAUAAGCCAGGGUGAUACGUAUUUAGCCAUCUCUGAACAGGACAGAAUACAGCUUGCUCCAGGACAAAGCAUCAACCAGAAUGCACAGAAUGUAAAUCCUUUGCAUACUUCCAGCAGCCAUGCAGUUGGACAAAGUCAAGUGGAUGUUCGUGCUUUUCCUUCAAGAGAAGGAACUGUUGAUGCUACCCACAGCCAAGAAGUAUCCACUGAGAAAAAGUACUCUGUGGAAUCAAAUAUCAUGGAUUCGGGCUUAUCACAAGUUGGUUCAAUAAAUCCUCCAACUCAAAACACGGUAAGCAAUGAACAGCUUGCCCAACUCACGGAUCUCUCAGCCUCUCUGGCUCAUAUCCUUGGAUCAGGUCAGCAGCUUCCGCAGCUAUACGCUGCCUUAAAUUCUCACGAACUAAAGCACAGUCCUUCCCAAGCAAAUACUCAAGUGCCUGUUUCGAUCACAUGCAUCAAGCCAGAUCCUGCUGUUGGGCUCCCAAAGCAUUAUGAACCAAUGAUUGGUAGUAAUGAGCAAAAGAAUGCUGAUGCAAGUGGCAUGCCCCCAACCAUUCCUCCAAGUAAAAAUAUUGCCAAAGUAGAAAUGCUGUCACCGUUGUCUAAUUUAGGAAAACAAAAUUAUGGGGAUUCUAUUAAGGGUGCCUCCUCAGAACUUAUCAAGAGUGAUAAUCUAAUCCGUUUGCAGCCUGGUCAUAACACAGUGCUUUCUAACAAUGAAGAGGUAGCCAAGGAAAGGAAAAAUUCUCAAGACGGUCCUAAAAGUACAAAAGAGAAUGGUCCACAAAACAUGGACCAAGAUGGUAAACUUGAUGAUGACAAACAAACAAAGGAUAUGAAAGGGAUUCGUGCAUUUAAAUUUGCACUGGCUGAGUUUGUUAAGGAGCUUUUGAAACCAGCCUGGAAAGAAGGUCAAGUAAAUAAAGAUGCUUAUAAAACAAUUGUGAAGAAAGUUGUUGAUAAAGUAUCGAGUACCAUGCAGGGGGCCAACAUUCCUCAGACACAAGAGAAAAUUGACCAAUAUUUGUCAUUUUCAAAGCCAAAGGUUAACAAACUUGUACAGGCCUAUGUGGAAAAGGCUGCGAAGGGUUAGCAGUAUUAUAGUAAUUUGGCUUCCAAAUUUAUUCAGGUGUUUAUUCUCUUCAAUGUGCACACUUCCUUACCUCUGGAGUUGUUUUUGCCCUUUAUUCGCUUCCCUGUUCCAUAUUUUUGCAUCUUUUGUGAACAUCUAAAAGAUUUUCUUUUUGGCUUUAGUUUCCCCUCAUUUUUGUGGGAUAAAAUGUCGUCUAGUAUUUGGGCAAUCAGUUUGUAGCUUUAACGUUAGGCAAUUGCUACGUGGUUUUUCUUUUCAAAAUUAGUUUCUAUUGUAACCAUAGUAGACAUCCGUUUUGUUUUUCUCUCCAAAGACAUGGAACCAAAAGAUGAUCAGGCUUUUAAAUUGGAUGCUGAUUCUUUCAAGCUUGGGUUCUUGUGUGAGCUCGAAAUGGUAGUCUUAAUUGUCAUUUGUCUGUCUGGUUGUGUGGCAGUCAGUCUAUGUCUAUUUAGUAUUUAUAACCAUUGAAUCCAUAAUUUUGUCCAGUUGUAAUUUUACUCAAACUUAACGUGUUACAAUAGAAUCGGAUUUAAAAUUUGACAA
Messenger RNA from Lathyrus oleraceus (garden pea), 4978 nucleotides. RefSeq names its product zinc finger CCCH domain-containing protein 38. Bases 1742 to 4435 code for a protein of 897 amino acids. The record is from RefSeq and is a predicted model, not a curated record. Gene Ontology annotation, molecular function: metal ion binding. Lineage: Eukaryota; Viridiplantae; Streptophyta; Magnoliopsida; Fabales; Fabaceae. The transcript has 6 exons.